GAUGCUUUCAGUUGCUACCGGAAGUUGGUGAUAAAUGUUGAUUUGUGGUGUUUACGAGUGAAAGAUGGAGCACAUCAGACUGCCCAAGGUUGAAAAGGUCCAGUUAGUGGACAGGGGCUCUUCACAUAGGGCACGAGUUGGGACCCUGUAUUUAACAGCCUUCCAUACAGUGUUUGUGGAUAAUGAGGCUGAGAAUCACAGUCAACUAUGGGUGCUUCAUAGUCUGGUGUGUAAUAUUAAGAAACAAAGCACUACUCCUCUGGGAUGCCCACUUCUCAUUCAGUGCAAGAAUUUCCAGAAUAUUCAACUCAUCAUCCCACAAGAGAGCGAGUGCACUGAUGUUUUUAUGUCACUCUUACGACUCUCCAGGGCAGAGCGAUAUGAGGAGCUUUACUGUUUUUCUUUCAAGCCUAAUUUCAACAAGGCAGAGAGGGAAAAAAACUGGGCCUUUAUAGACUUGAAGGCUGAAUACAGUCGAUUGGGAGUGCCAAAUAAAUUGUGGCACGUCACCUCUAUCAACCGAGAAUACAGGGUAUGUGACAGUUACCCCGCUGACCUGUUUGUGCCUAAAUCAGCCACGCUCCCUGUCAUCAUAGGGAGCUCCAAGUUUCGCAGCAGAGGCCGAUUUCCUACGUUGUCCUACUACUCCAAAGAAACACAAGCAGCCAUAUGUCGCAGCAGCCAGCCUCUGUCAGGCUUCAGUGCUCGCUGCCUGGAAGAUGAACAGAUGCUUGAGGCCAUCUUGAAGUCCAACCCCAGCAGCCGAUUCAUGUAUGUUGUGGACACCAGACCCAAGCUAAAUGCAAUGGCAAACAGGGCUACAGGAAAGGGCUAUGAGAAUGAGGAUAACUACACCAAUAUAAAGUUUCAGUUCACCGGCAUUGAAAAUAUCCAUGUGAUGAGGAACAGUCAGCAGAAACUGAUUGAAGUGUCUGAUCUUUGUUCCUCGUCCAUGGGGGAAUUCCUUUUGGGCCUGGAAAAUUCAGACUGGCUAAAACACAUCAGAUCAAUAUUGUCAGCUGGAAUCUUUGUUGCCAGGGCUGUGGCAGAGGAAGGCAUCAGCGUCUUGAUCCACUGCUCUGAUGGUUGGGAUCGGACAGCUCAAGUGUGCUCUGUAGCCAGUGUGCUUCUUGACCCUUACUACAGGACUCUGAAGGGAUUCAUGGUGCUGGUUGAAAAAGACUGGGUUUCAUUCGGACACAAAUUUUCUCAUAGGUACAGCCACCUAAAUGGAGACCCCAAAGAAGUGUCACCUGUUAUCGACCAGUUCUUAGAGUGUGUGUGGCAGCUUAUGGAGCAGUUUCCCUGUGCCUUUGAAUAUAAUGAGAGAUUCCUCGUCAGCAUCCACAGUCACAUUAAUUCAUGUCACUAUGGCAACUUCAUUUGCAACAGUGAAAAAGAGAGGAAACAUCUAUGCAUUAGAGAGAAGACUCACUCCAUCUGGCCUCAUUUGUGGAAGAAUAAACUGGACUAUAUGAACCCACUGUUUAGACCGGACCACAGCCAGACCCAAGGAGUUCUACAUCCCAUUACUGCCCCCUACUGUUUCAAGUUCUGGAGGGGUUUGUACAAUCGGUUUGAUCGAGGUUUGCAUCCCCGUCAGUCUGCUCUCGAGUGCCUAAUGGCUGUGAAAGAAGAAACUCAGCAGCUUGAAGAAGUUCUGGCCAUGUGUGAGCAGAAAAUGGUUGCAUUGGCGAAGGAGCCAUUGAAAGACCUCUGUGUGAAAAAGCAUGUGCCAAUGUACAUAAGCCUAGCCAACAUACCUCAGGACUACAAUGGAGGAUUUUUUGGCACUGGCACUAAAGUUCUCAGCCUGUUUGGAGAUACACCAAAAAGUUCAGACCGGGAGUCAGGAGAGGCUCAUUUCAAGUGUCAUUCCUCAAGCAAUGGCACCGCAUUUUCAAAUAAAGAUGGAGCCAAGGAUCCCGACUCGGCCAAAAAUGCCUUCAAUGCUGCCUAAAAGUGCAGCAAAUGAAAAGUAAAAAGCCAUAUAUAAAGAAUGUGUGAAUUUCAUGUAUGCAUUUGACUUUAGUUGUUCACUCAGUACUCCUUUGUGUCUGUAUUUCUGUCAGUCUAAAG
This is a messenger RNA of Neoarius graeffei (lesser salmon catfish), 2079 nucleotides long. RefSeq names its product myotubularin related protein 7a (gene mtmr7a). The record is from RefSeq and is a predicted model, not a curated record. The coding region runs from base 65 to 1960 and encodes 631 amino acids. The transcript has 14 exons. Gene Ontology annotation, molecular function: phosphatase activity. NCBI's taxonomy places the organism in Eukaryota, Metazoa, Chordata, Actinopteri, Siluriformes, Ariidae. Gene Ontology annotation, biological process: dephosphorylation.